This is a messenger RNA of Engraulis encrasicolus (European anchovy), 3055 nucleotides long. It is a transcript of the gene eif3jb, whose product is annotated as eukaryotic translation initiation factor 3, subunit Jb. The record is from RefSeq and is a predicted model, not a curated record. Bases 149 to 934 code for a protein of 261 amino acids. The transcript is spliced from 8 exons. NCBI's taxonomy places the organism in Eukaryota, Metazoa, Chordata, Actinopteri, Clupeiformes, Engraulidae. Gene Ontology annotation, cellular component: eukaryotic translation initiation factor 3 complex; cytoplasm. Gene Ontology annotation, molecular function: translation initiation factor activity.
CACAUGCAGAAAAAUCCCGCGCUAGCCCGCUGGUAUCCCGUCAUUCUCUCAAAGGCGCGCUGCGCUGCUGGUGGUGUGGAGCUGAAGCUCUGUGUCGGUGCCACUGCAACUCACUCCGUAGUUUCACAAACUCACACACAUAGCCAAGAUGGCGGACUCAGACUCGUGGGACGCUGACAACUUCGAGCCGAAUGAACCGGCAGCGGCAAAGAAGCCAGCCGCGGCACUGCUGGACAAAUGGGAAGGCGAGGACGAGGAGGAAGAUGUAAAGGAUAACUGGGACGAUGAGGAGGAAGACAAGGGGGGAGAUGAGAAGCAGACAGAAGCAAAAGUCUCGGCGAAGAAGAAAAUAAAUGAUAAGAUCAAAGAAAAGGAACUCAAGCAGAAAAAACAACAGGAAGAACUUAGGAAAAGGUUAAAGGAGUCGGAGGCUGCGCGGGAGCUGACCCCGGAGGAGGAGGCGGCGGAGCGUCUGCGUCAGAAGCAGCUGCAGGAGGAGUCAGAUCUGGAGCUGGCCAGGGAGGCCUUCGGUGUGGACUCCAGCAGCUCGAAAAACAGCGCUGUUUCAGGCAUCGACAGCCUGAAUCCCUCGUCUAGAGAAGACUUUAAUACGCUCGAGAAGCUCCUGACGGAGAAGAUCACACAGUUUGACAAGUCCAUUCACUACUCUACCUUUUUGGAAUCCCUGUUUCGUGAACUGUGUAUUUCAUUGGAAGUAGAAGACUUGAAGAAAAUCAAUUCUUCUCUGACGGUGCUGCUGAAUGAGAAGCAGAAAGCGGAGAAGCAAGCGGCGAAGGGCAAGAAGGGUAAGAAGGGCAAGACCAACCUGGCGGGCGGCGGUCUGAAGAUGAAGAUGAAAGACGACCUGGACGACUACGGAGGUCUCGGAGGCGGCGGCGGCGGCUAUGAACAGGACUACGAGGACUUUAUGUGACCUCGGCCUCGCCUCUUCCUCCUCCUCCUCCUCUUCCUCCGCCUCCUCCUCCUCGACCGAUUGCUCGCUCGCGCGCGUCCAGAGGUGUCAAAAAAUCCGAUUCAGAAGUUAAAAUCCUUGCCACAGUUUCCUUCCAACACGGGUGACUUCACACACACACACACACACACACACACACACACACUUCCUCAAACAUUAUUCCCUCUAUUGAUGCCCCUCAUUUUAAAUCCAUUUUCAUUUGAAGAUGCUUGACAUGUUUUGAGGACUGAUUAGGAUCUGCUGAUUCAGUGGCUGGCAAAAUUUGUGGCAGGGUUUUUACUUUCUGAACCCGAGAUUGACACCUCUGCUUGCGUCCGAUUUAACCCCCCCAACCCCCUCAACACCACCACUUGACACGCAUACAUACAUACACGCAUAAAGAACGACAAACGUGAACAUUCAGACAAAACAUACCCUCGACUUGACUCUUCUGUACUCUAACUCUUUUGGACUUAACCUGUCUUGGACUCGACUCGACUCGACUCAACUCGACCUGACCGGCGUGUCUCAUGUGAAAGUCCCUGGAGGGACCGGAUAAAGCAGGCAGUGUAUCAACUCAGCAUUCGGCUCGAAGGACCGUUCUCUACAUCCGGAGAUGCUCAGCUCAGCUCACACCACUGUUGUCUUUCAAGGCCAUCGAAAGAGAACAGAAUGAGAGAGAAAAAUGAAAUAAGACGUAUAUUAUAAUAUUAAAUUGCCUUGUUACUUUUCCUUUAUUUUAUUUCUUUUCCCUUUUUUAUUUUUUUUUUCUCUGUGAUUUGAUCUGCCAUUCAAAAAAAACAGAAAAGAAAACGGCUUAAAUACAUGCAUACACACACACACACACACUUUUUCAAGUUAGCCCUCUGCGCUUCAAGUGCCCUCACAAGUGGCUGUGCUUAACCCUCAUAUACACGUUUGCUACACUUUUUUUUUCUUUCUUGAAAGAAAUGCAAGUUCACUUUUAGAAGGCAAUAGGAUCAUGUCACUGAUCAACACGAAUCACACACAGUACGGUAGUAUUACUUGUUCAUCAUAAAUACGAUUAGAUACUAAUUUGAUGUUCUAUGCAAAGUUCAUUCAGAAAUGUUCAUUACUACUUGGAGUAUUUUUUGCUGACCUGGUUAUUUGUAUUAUUAUUUUUUCCUUCCUACUUGGAGGUGUGCAGUGUCUAGAAACGUUAAUUGCCAAACACAGAUCUGAUGCACAUGUCCUCGAUUUCAGAAAGUUGUUUCUUUUUGAGUUAAGUGUAGUGUUUUUCUUUUACAAUAGCUAAGCAAAACAAAACUCAGUGACCAGGACUUUGACUGACUGUAUUAGGGAAGUGCAUCAGGAAUCGUUGACUUUGAAAACUGAAAAGUGAUGUGAUGCAUUUCAUGGAAUGCAGCUUUUCCCCUUCUGAUGCGUUUCCUGUUGGCUCGUUUUUCUCUCCCCCCCCCCACCCCAAACUCUAAAGGUGUAACCCUAGUGAGCGGAGGCAGAAAGAAGUCUUGGAACACAAACAAUAUUUAAGAAAACAAACAGCAGAACUCAAUAAAUCUAGUUCGCUUUUUUUCCAUUUUAUUUUUUUAAUAAGAAGGAAUGGCUUUAAGACAGUCGGUUGUUAAUAUAGAAUCAGUUGUAUGAUGCUGGAGUGAAAGGGAUCGCGUCAGGGUUGAUGGUUGGUGGUUGCGUUGUUGUUGCUCUUCGAUUAGAAGGAAGGCUGGUACAGUAGUAGGGAAAGCUCUAGAAAGUUUCUGUCAUUAAAACUGAUCUCUCGAACCUCUCGCCGCCGCUUCCGCAGGCUUGUAUCAAGUGUCUGGCGAAGCAACGUUUGGCUGGAGAACCCUUUUAGGCGAACGUUUUCACAGCGCUAACUGUGGAAUGCUGCAGGUUUUCUCCCUUCGCCCUCCCCUUUUUCUAACUCUGGUAUUAUUAUAAAGCAUUUAUUGCCUCCACUGACCGCCAUACAAUUGGAAAUCGGACAACAGUUGAAUACAUUUACCUGCAAAAUGUUUUCUUUUUACAGGACCUAAUUUAAAAGAAUCCAUUGGCCAGGAGAAAAAAAACAUGGUUCAUAGUGGUGUGAUGAACUAAUAAAAAAAGAUGGCUGCUUGAAAUCAA